Dendroctonus ponderosae (mountain pine beetle) is the source of this 1694-nucleotide messenger RNA. RefSeq names its product 2-oxoglutarate and iron-dependent oxygenase domain-containing protein 3. NCBI's taxonomy places the organism in Eukaryota, Metazoa, Arthropoda, Insecta, Coleoptera, Curculionidae. Gene Ontology annotation, molecular function: L-ascorbic acid binding; oxidoreductase activity, acting on paired donors, with incorporation or reduction of molecular oxygen; iron ion binding. The record is from RefSeq and is a predicted model, not a curated record. Bases 398 to 1414 code for a protein of 338 amino acids. Gene Ontology annotation, cellular component: membrane. The transcript has 9 exons.
AGUACAUUAUGAUUCAAGAGACGGAAGUUCAAACAAUGACCCAAUGUUACUUUCCUAUUAUUUACGACGGAAUAUGCGGUUUGUGGUGCCGCGGAUGAUAUGUAACAAACAUCGAGUUUUCGACCGAUUAAUAUCCUACCUUGUAUUCAUUGUAUCAUGGUUCUAAAUGGUACAUCUUGGCUAUUUUCAUACAACCGGCAACGCCAAACAAGCGCCCGAGGUUUCCCUUUUUUAUCGGGCUGGCACUACAUAACCUCAAUUCCGCUUAAAUUUAUUAUUGAUUUACCCCCCCGAAAAGAAAUUCUAUGGUUUUUGAGCUGAAAUCGGCGUUAAUUGUGGCCGCCUUCAACAUCCACAUUGUGAAUUUGUCUUCUUUGACACCAGCCCAGGGUGAGUUAUGAGCGCCGAAUUGAAGUCCAGACGAAAAGGGCGGCAGCCGGAACCCAGCAGCAGCCCCAAAAAGGCGGCAAAACAGGAGGAACCCUCGAAGACAGCAAGUGUGCCCUAUCGCUACGGUCCUUUGCCGCGCUUUAACGGCCAACGACUUUUCAGCAGGGGUGUUAUCAUUGUAGGAGUGGUGAUCUACGUGUGGUAUUUUUCCAAAGACGGCAAAGAAACCAGUCUUGCUAAGCAGGGCUCCGUGUACAAUGGUCGGGGGGUUCACGUGGAUUGCGAUGAGGAAUACUUGGAGGAAAUCAAGCGAUAUUCUGGAUGCGUCCCCAAGAGAUGUGGACGUUAUGUCAGUGACGUGAUAGUAACGGAUUAUGAGGCUACAACUCUUUUGUGGCUGGCAAAGAGAGGAAUGUCGUUUGGCGGGUCCAGCGGAGGGGCCACGAUCAUGGACUUGCAUUCAGGGGCUUUGUCGUACAAGAAGAAUUUCAUAAACAUGUACAAGAGCGUAAAGACGAAUUUCAUCACUCCCACUGAUUUGAGGGUUUACAAAGACGUGCGCCAGAAAAUCCAGAGUGCUAUCGCAGACUCUUUUGGCCUGGACGUUAACAAACUCUUCCUCACCCAUCCGACGUUUUUCUCGCGACUGACCAGCGAAGCCCCCUCGCAUGACCACGACGAAUACUGGCACGUCCAUGUGGAUAAACACACUUACGAGUCCUUCCAUUACACCUCGCUGGUUUACUUGAACGAUUUCCGCGUGAAUUUCAAAGGCGGGCGCUUUGUGUAUUUGGAUAACAUGAAAAACCCCCGCGCCAAUGUUACGGUGGAGCCCCGCAAGGGGCGCGUCUCUAUAUUCACGUCAGGGGCCGAAAACCCCCAUUUUGUGGAAAGAGUGACUGAAGGAGAAAGGUUUGCCAUCACCAUAUCAUUCACCUGUGAUUCAAGCAAACAGAUCAGGGACCCUAGUUUAAGCAUCAAAGGGGGCAAAAGUGAAGAACGAAGACGUUUUGCGGAUAACUGAUGAAGACUACAGCAGCUACAUAAGCAACACCAACAUCAAGAAGAAGUUGAAGCCAUUGAAUAAAGCAAUAGACGACAUGCUAGCACGUCUUUGUGUGCGUAAAUCGACAGCACUGAGUUCCUGGUGAAUUCUUAUUGCUGAAGGAAGAACAAACGCCAGAGCACCAACAUGGACCUGUGAUGGAACUGUUCAAGAGCGAAGACUAUUUCCAGGCGAAAGACACUGGUGAAUGACGCACCAGAAUUUUUGUAAAACGAUUAAAGGAGCAUAUUUAAAUAAA